AUGAUCGGAGCAGACCCUGUACUGACAGCUGUCUGGGUUCAGGUCUUGAUGGACGAAAAGGUUUCUUCGCUUUUCUGACAGUUCUUGAGUCUUGGUAUUUCAUGAUUGCAGGUAAUCUUUAAAAAUGUUUUUUCCCCGUUGACUUUCCUGCCUUGUACCAUGGUGAUGAAUUAAGUUGUUUUAGGCACUGUUAUCAUGCAGCUUGGGGUAGCCACUCAGCUGUUGUUGUCAGAAGAAUUGAUGUGGUAGUCUUCAACAUGGCUGCCAGGAGACAUGAUACGUCACCUGGCAACCCUCUAUACAAAAAAAACAAGCUGGUUUCAUGAUAUGUUACAAUAUACAUGGGGUGCUGCUACAGAUUAAAAGGAAGAUAAGUUUCAAUAGUGUAUUACCACAGUAUGUUCAUCUGGGAAGUGCCUUUGCUUUAGUAUAGGCAACAUUGAAGAUUAGUCUGUGUUUGUUUGAUUAAGUCUGUGUUUGUUGUGUGAAACCUAAUCAUUGAUCAGUAAAAAAGGAAGUCAUCCAUUAGUGAAUGCAUUACAACGACAUCCACAGACUCACAAUGAAAGCAAGUAGUUGGUAUGUUGUAGCCAUGCAGGUGCAUAUUGGGUAAGUAAUGGUUAUGGUGCUGAUUGAUUUCUUAGUCCAGGGUCCCUCCACGGUUCACUGCUGUUUAAUCUAAGAGAGGGUUUACAGCCAAUCUGGGUCAUUAUGGAGGCUGGUUGAGUCAAAUCAAACCAUUGAGGGUGUGAGAUGGAGGAGGUGAAAGGGUUUUCACACCCAGGAAAUGGGUCAGAAAGCAUCCAUAUUAAUUCACUGAAUGAAACAUUCAAUUAAACACACACUCACAUAAACACACUUGAGUGUUACUGUACAUGUAAAUUAUGGUAACAACAACUUGAUUAAUAUUUGAUGUCUUUAAUUUCCAUGAACAUGGCAGACUGUACCAUAUGGCUCGGGGGCUCAGUGGCGCCAACAUCUUACCUCGAUGAAUUUCACAGACCCACUUAUCAGCAAUAAUUUGUUUGGCCUAUUUGAAUAUUUGCACGGCAUACCCUAUUAGUAUAGUGCUUGUUAACUAUCGCUCAAAUACCUCUGUGUAAUGUGUGGUGAAUUACAAAAAGUUCAAACAUAAGCUGCCACAAACUACAAGGGAAAAGAUGGAAGAGUAUAUGCUCUGCAUAGCAGCAGUCUUUUUGGGGUCAUACACUUACAGCGUACACCAUGUCCCCUCUGGGCACAAAUGAUGCGUCAGAAACGCAGCCAACCCAACGUUUUCCAAUGAGAGCAUUCUCAAUGCGUCAGUGGAAGGCCCAAGUGAAUGGAAUGGAUUACAUUUAUGCAACCCUUUCCAACAGAAAGGAUCCAUCUAUCAAUCGAAUCUGAGCAAUGACAUUUCUCCUCCUGCCUCAAUUCCCUCUGCUCUACCUCAUACCCACACGCAUGCAGUGGACCACCAUGCAUCGUUGCAUGUGGUUUGGUAUGAAGCCACCUUACGUUUGACAUAAAGUAUGAGCACAGUGUAAGUCCAUACUAUUACAAAAUAUCCAACAUUAGCGGUACACCUACAGUAUAAACCCCCCAUCAUGUCAAAUAUUCCUUACAAUGGUGAUGUCACCGCUUGUCUAAAUUUUGUUUUCUACCUUGGGGAGGUGAAUCAUUAGUAUGUCAUUAAAAUACACUGAACAAAAAAUAUAAAUGCAACAUGCAACAAUUUCAAAGAUUUUAAUGAGUUACAGUUCAUAUAAGGAAAUCGGUCAAUUUAAAUAAAUUCAUUAGGCCCUAAUCUAUGGAUUUCACAUGACUGGGAAUACAGAUAUGCAUUUGUUGGUCACAGAUACCCUAAAAAAAAAGGUAGGGGCAUGGAUCAGAAAACCAGUCAAUAUCUGGUGUGACGACCAUUUGCCUCAUGCAGCGCAACACAUAUCCUUCGCAUAGAGUUGAUCAGGCUGUUGAUUGUGGCCUGUGGAAUGCUGUCCCACUCCUCUUCAAUGGCUGUGCAAAGUUGCUGGAUUUUGGCUGGACCUGGAACACGCUGUCGUACACGUCAAUCCAGAGCAUCCCAAACAUGCUCAAUGGGUGACAUCUCUGGUGAGUAUGCAGGCCAUGGAAGAACUGGGACAUUUUCAGCUUCCAGGAAUUGUGUACAGAUCCUUGCGACAUGGGACCAUGCAUUAUCAUGCUGAAACAUGAGGUGAUGGCAGUGGAUGAAUGGCACGACAUUGGACCUCAGGAUCUCGUCACGAUAUCUCUGUACCUUCAAAUUGCCAUUGAUAAAAUGCAGUUGUGUUCAUUGUCCGUAGCUUAUCCCUGCCCAUACCAUAACCCCACUGCCACCAUGGGGCACUCUGUUCACAACGUUGACAUCAGCAAACCACUCGCCCGCAUAACGCCAUACACGCUGUCUGCCAUGUACCCGGUACAGAUGAAACCGUGAUUCAUCCGUGAAGAGCACACUUCUCCAGCGUGCCAGUGGCCAUCGAAGGUGAGCAUUUGCCCACUGAAGUCGGUUAAAAAUGCCAAACUGCAGUCAGGCCAAGACCCUGGUAAGGAUGACGAGCACGCGGAUGAGCUUCCCUGAGACGGUUUCUUACACUUUGUGCAGACAUUCUUCACUUGUGCAAUCCCAGUUUCAUCAGUUGUCCAGUUUGCUGGUCUAAGAUGAUCCCGCAGGUGAAGAAGCCGGAUGUGGAGGUCCUGGGCUGGCGUGGUUACACGUGGUCUGCGGUUGUGAGGCUGGUUGGACGUACUGCCAAAUUCUCUAAAAUGACGUUGGAGGCGGCUUAUGGUAGAGAAAUUAACAUUCAGUUCUCUGGCAACAGCUCUGGUGGAUAUACCUGUAGUCAGCAUGCCAAUUCCACGCUCCCUCAAAACUUGAGACAUCUGUGGCAUUGUGUUGUGUGACAAAACUGCACAUUUUAGAGUGGCCUUAUUUUGUCCCCAUUUCAAGGUGUACCUGUCUACUGAUCAUGCUAUUUAAUCAGCUUCUUGAUAUGCCACACCUGUCAGGUGGAUGGAUUAUCUUGGCAAAGGAGAAAUACUCACUAACAGGGAUGUAAACAAAUUUGUGCACCAAAUCUGAGAGAAAUACGUUUUUGUGCGUAUGGAAAAUUUCUGGCAUCUUUUAUUUAAGUUAAUGAAACAUGGGACCAACACUUUACAUGUUGAUUUUUAUAUUUUUGUUCAGUAUACAUAUUUGUAUUUCGGUACUAUAACUUUGUCUAGUGGAGCGCCAUGGUUUCUUCAGGGUAUAUUUCUGCGGCAUGCAGGCAGUUGUCUGUCUCCUUGUAUUCUGAGCAUGAUGUAAAUGUUGGGUUCAGUGGAAUGUUAAUGGUUUGGAACAUCAGUUAUGUUGUGAUGAUCGUCAUUAAGAGACUCUCAGGGUGCUGGUGGCUCUGCAGUUUAAAAGACAGGAGAAGUUCAUUACCAUAUGCUGUCCUCUAAUGUCUUUCUGCUCUGGACAGAGAUUUCAUUUUAAGUUAUUUCUCUCUCUCUCUGUAGUUGUGACUUCACUUUCCUUUUUAUGCUGUAAUUUUGUGUCUGGACAAGUCUCACUGCAUUUUUUCAGGCCCGUACUCAAUCAAUACUUUCGGCAGUGAUGGACGUUUUUCGCCAGGAUGACACGCAUUUACCGUCUGUUUUUAUGUAUUACCCCUUAUGCACACGCAGACACUAUUCAGCAGUAAUCCAGUGUCAGGGUUUCUAUGUGUCACAGGAAACUCUCCAGGGACACUCAUAUUUAUGGGCCAUUCCAACACACACCCAUUUAUCAGGUCCGUUUUCACCCACUUCAGCAGAAAAUAAUGGCCCGUGGAACCUAAUUGCUGCAUCAAGCAAACGCACUCCUUCGUAAAAAGAUAAACAAGGAGGCAGCUAUAACAGCUAACAGGAAAUCCUGCAGAUACAAAUGUUUUCUCUGUCAGAGCCAUUUACCGGUCCUCUAGUCUAGGCUAUCAAACUGGCUACGGUUUUUACUAAUGAAAAUAGGUGCCCUGUCACCAUUAUGGAAAAUCAGUGACAUUGCUUUCCCUCUAGCAGGCUUUGGUGUAGGGGUAGAUAGAUAUAUUUAUUUGACCAUUUAAAACACAAUACAACCACAUGUGGAUAAUGCAUUGAAAAUCAUUGAGGAUGACACAAAACAGUUUGAAAACGUAUUUCCAUUGUGGUCCUCUUCCUGAUUUGGCCUCGUUUUGAAGAUUGCUCAUUAAGAAAUUCUAGUGGCCAUGACUGAAGCCAAUUGAGAGUUAUCUUGGAGGUGUGGUUUGAUAUGGGUGUGUUAUGUCCGCAUAUUGUACCCUGACAGGUACAGUUGUUUUUGUUUGUCCCUCCUGAGUCACCAUAGCAACAACAUAGCCACUUCCUCAAAAUAGUCACUUCCUUAAAAUAGUCCGAAUGAAUCUAAGAUAAAUCAAGAAAGCUGUAAUUAAUUUAGACGUUUUUGCCAAGGAGGUCCUAGUAACGCAAUUUUACAUGAGAACAAUAACAUGUCUGCAAGCUGUUAAACUAUCGUAAAUAAAGCUGCAAGCUACACGUUGUUUAUCAGUGCCCAAAAUCACUUGCUAGGUAGCUAAGUUCCAACUCUGUGUUUGUCAAUGAAGCUAGCAAGUAGUAGCCAGCAGGCACAUUGAGCAGCCAGGCCUCAAUCAGCUUAUCAAGUCACUGGCGAGUGGUGACGUGUGGGCUUCAGUGGCGUUCAAUUUUUUACAACUUUCUCACUAUCUUUUACAAGAGUGUGAGUCUGUCUGGCAGUGUUUCAUAGGGAAUCAUGUUACAAAACAGGUCGUGGAAGGACACAAAUGCUCACAAAUGGGUUUUGGAAUAUUUUACAAGUUGCAGUUGUGAUUGUCUCAAUUCUCAUUUUGCCCAAAAAAGGGGCAGAUUCGAGCGAUUGACACUAUCAAACACAUCAGCAAGUGGCCACUCCAUAAAAGGCUUAGGACCAAGGGUUAUUUCAACAUAAAAUUGACGACGUGUUGUCUUAUGUAAACAAGUCUGAGGCGCUGCGUAAUGGGCAGGUCUGUCUCACUGUCUGGAGGUUUUGGCUGCUAUGAUUGGAUAAAGCGCGUGCAGCUGAUAGAGCGCAAUCAGCACAGCUGCUUCUCUCGUGUUAGUGGGCACUGGGCAAGUGGGCAUGAUCAUAGUCCAUACCCAGUAAGUUGUGAUGAACUCACAAAACUCAGUUUUGGAUGAGACUGACUUUAUGACCAAAAUUAUCCUAUUUACACUUUGUAGUAAAUUUCGACACUAGAAUGAAUGUUUCUGACUCAUACCGAUGCCACACAGGCUGUUUAAAACCAAAGGAGAGGGUUAAAACAUUUACAAACAUAAACACAGAAGGCCUAGGCUACACAGUAGAGCUAGCCUACUAGGCAUACUUGGGUUACACAUAUAACACACAACAAAAUAAAGGACAGGACGACAUUGUCAUAGCCAUAGAGCAGGACUCCCUCAGUAGAUCAGUGAUCACAGUCUCCUAAACUAAAGUUAGAGGAUGGCUUGAUGAUGGUGAUGCAGUUCAUGCCACAUGAGGGUGAUUCAGUUUGCUUGCCGACUCUGAUGUUAUCCUCGGUCUCUGUCUAGCCUUUGAUGCCAGGUGAUGGUGAUGGAGUUGGCUUGCUGCAGGGUCACUCUGUCUUCUCUCUGCUGUUCUCUCCUCUAGGUGUGGCAGUGUGGGGGGAGCAUGGAGGUGCUGCCCUGCGCCAGAGUGGCGCACAUCGAGCGGACCAAGAAGCCAUACAACAACGACAUUGACUACUACGCCAAGAGGAACGCCCUGCGGGCCGCCGAGGUCUGGAUGGAUGAGUACAAGUCCCAUGUCUACAUGGCCUGGAACAUCCCCAUGAAUGUGAGUGUAACCAUAGUCUCACAGCGCUUGACCUAUGAAGAAACCUAGACUGGCUAGAGUCAUGGCUUGUGUAUCCAUAGAAAAAUUAUUACAUUCUAUGACACAACAGGCAUUCUAUUUCUAGUCUAAAGGAGGUGGUUCGAUGAACCAAGCACGUGAUGAGUAACCUUGGUUGAGACCUGAAGACUUGUGUUAACACAGUCUUAUGGUUCACAACGCAGCUGGUCACAAGAGCCUGGCUGGUCUUUCACCCCACCCAUCCAUCCAUCCCAUCCUCACCACUUGUUCAUUCAGACCAGCAUCCUGUUCUGUGCCGAGCGGGGUGGGCCCCUCUAGACAGACUGCUAGGCCUCAAUGGAUAUUCAGAUUUCAUUCCACUCGACCUUCAGAGCAGCUCAGUGAGAUCUGAACGACGACGUCAGGCUCUGAGUGGUGGAGCGGAGCGAAGAGCUGAAACCAAAUGAAUGACUAAUUUAAUCAGUGCCACUUUCAUACACAUCAGUUAAGACAUAAUUGCUUUCAAGGGCCUUUGAAUUAGGCGUGGAAAAUAAUAAACAGCUAUUUUCAAUAACAAAUAAAAAGGGAUUAAUGGAGAAUACUAAUUGCCGUGUCUAGUACAGGAGUACUGCAAUGAUCUGAGUGGCACAGCGUGCAGUGACAAUGCUUUAAAACAUGGCCUGGUAGUAAUUGUAAUGUUUUCAAGACAUUAUUGUCAUUAGAAACAAGCUUUGGAUUGUGUUUCACUCAAACAAGGCCUCCUGUACAGGGGCACAUUACGAUAAUGAGCCCAGGGAGGCCAAUGCUUCUCUUAAUAUGGCAGAACGCUAAUUCAAAACACAGGGCGAGGCACAAUGGAUACAUGCAAGAGGACAGUAACUAAGACAGCACCCUAUAGACAAACUGCCUCAUUGCCCAACAUUCUUCGUCCAAUGUAAUUACGAACACAGUGGUACAGCGCUCUAUUAACCCUUUGUCCCAUGGUGCAGAGUUAUUUUGUGCGUAAUGCUAUAACUAAUAUAUCUCCCAUUCCCAACACCACACACACAGAAUCACAUAGUGUUGUUGUUGGUUAGGGAGGCUAGAGGAGAACACAAUUACUCUGGUAGGAGGGCAGGGUCUAUAAUUCACUGUGAUUACUACCAUCAUGUAGUCCAAACAACAUCUCCCAAAUGGAAUGUAUCUGUUAUAGCUAAUCCAAAUAACAGGGGACAGGGGAAUGCCUGUGCUCAUUAUUCACAAAUAUUAAAAUAUGGCUGAUACCCGUGGCUGGCAGUAGUGAAGUAUGCUUAAAGGCCCAGUGCAAUCCAAAACAUGAUUUUCCUGUGUUUUGUAUACACUGAGUAAUAUUAUAACUCCUAAUAUUAAGUACAACCCCUUUUGCCCUCAGAACAGCCUUAAUUUGUCGAGGCAUGGACUACAAGGUGUAGAAAGCAUUCCACAGGGAUGCUGGCCCAUGUUGACUCCAAUGCUUCCCACAGUUGUGUCAAGUUGGCUGGAAGUUAUUUGGGUGGUGGACCAUUCUUGAUACACAUGGGAAACUGUUGAGCGUGAAAACCCCAGCAGUGUUGCAGUUCUUGUCACACUCAAACCUGUGCGCCUGGCACCUACUUCCAUACCCUUUCAAAGGCACUUUUUUUCUACCCUUUUUCCCUCCAGCAAUCUUUUGAGGCCUCCAUUUUUCUAACUACAUAAAGUGUAGUCAUUAAUUAAUCUACACUGAUUGAAGUGGAUUUAACAGGUGACAUCAAUAAGGGAUCAUAGCUUUCACCUGGAUUCACCUGGUCAGUUUAUAUCAUAGAAAGAACAGUGUUUUGUACACUCAGUGUAUAUUUCCACACUAUGAGGUUGGAAUAAUACUCAGAAAUUGUGAAAAUGCUGAUAAUGCCCUUUUAGUGUAAGAGCCUUUUGAAAAGACAGCCUGAAAUUUCAGCCUGUUUUGGUGAGUUUUGGCCUGCCUUGUUACAUCACAAGACCAAUAAGAGUUCCAAAACCUCUCUGCCAAUAACAGAUAGUUUUCUGUUUCCCCCUCCCCACUCAGACCACUCCCAGUCAGUCUUAGCAAAAUUCUUGCUUAAGAAAUUGCUCUUUGCUAAGAAGCUAUUUAUUUUGUAUUUUUUGCCGUUUUAAUUGAAACCAAUCACAGUAAGGUACUUAAUUGUUACCAACAAAUUAUUUGAUGUUGAGAAAACCAACGGCUGCAUUGGACCUUUAAGGUUUAGAAACAGUGAGUCUUUCUCUUAAUGAGGCAGUGCAUGUCUGCUGUGGAGGCCAGGGCACAGUGCAGAGCUCAGAGCAGAGCAGAGCAGAGCAGUUAUUAAGCAUUCCCCAAAUCAGUUUGGGAAGCCACCUCCAUGCACAAUGCUGCCCGGCGUGGCAGGGCCGUGAACACUCAUAAUUAAGCAGCUGAUUAGAAUUUGCACAGCAUACUGUCAUGUCUAAUGAAAGAACAAUGAGUGUCCCACAUGACAGCCUCCAUCCAUCCAUCUCUUAACCAAACACUCUUCUUCUCUCAGGCUCCUUCUUUUCUUUUCUUUUCAUUUUUUCUACCCUUUUUCCCUCCAGCAAUCUUUUGAGGCCUCCAUUUUUCUAACUACAUAAAGUGUAGUCAUAUGUUGCUUAGCUUAAGUAAUUGUGUCCUGGUUUAAUGUGAUUUCUCCCUGUCUGCUACCAGAACCCUGGGGUUGACUAUGGGGACGUGUCUGAGCGGGUGGCCUUGAGGAAGAGGCUGCAGUGUCGAAGCUUCCGUUGGUACCUGGAGAAUGUCUACCCAGAGAUGCGCAUCUACAACAACACCAUCACGUAUGGGGAGGUGAGACAUUCCCUAUUCACUAUCAAUAAUAGGUUUACAAUACAAAAACAGAAGCAGGUUUUGAGUGGAAUACAUAUACUGGAUGUAGUGGAAUACCUGUACUGGAUUUAGUGGAAUACCUGUUUUGGAUAUAGUGGAAUACCUGUACUGGAUAUAGUGGAAUACCUGUACUGGAUGUAGUGGAAUACCUGUAUUGGAUAUAGUGGAAUACCUGUACUGGAUGUAGUGGAAUACCUGCACUGGAUGUAGUGGAAUACCUGUACUGGAUUCAAUUUUCACAACACAAUACAAAAACAGAUGUAAUAUGUGCAGUCUACUGUGUGUUUGAAGACAAUAACAUUCUAUAAAGAAUAAAAACAUCACAUUAGUUUGCCAAGAGCUCAUUCAUUCAUCAACCCACACAUUCUUGAAAUCUCCUCUUCUGUUGAAUUAUCUUGUCUCUUGCAGUGAUUGCAGGGUGUGCUUUGUUGUAAGGAAUGUUUCAGUAUAAGAAGCAGUGUUUGCUUUAAUCUCACAUACAGUGUUAGGCAAGCUAUGUUCAAAUACUGUAUGCACAAGCAAUCUAUCGUCGACAGUGUAUUUCAUCCCGUCUGCACUUCAAAGAUUACAUGUUGAAGGGAAAUUAAUUAAUUCACAGGGAGUCAUCGGAAGGUAAAGGUAUCAUGUUUCCAUAGCAACACGGCGCAGCUACAAGAUUCAAUGCAAUUUCCCCUUAAUGAGAUUUAAUUAAACAGUUAUUACCUUUCAGUGCCUACUUGAUUGUUUUGGGCUCGACUGCUCAACCCUUCACAGCGGAAAAGAUUAUGACAGGAUGAGAAAUUGAAUGCAAGAAGUCAGACAGUCAAUUCGGGAAUCAUUGUAAAAUAAAAGUUAAGCCUUUUACUUAUUGAUUUCAAAAUCAGAGAAGGGGAAGAAAAUCAAUAAGCCUUUUCAAAUAUGUGGCCGGCAUAUAUCAGAAGUAAACUACAGAUUCAUCAAGCAGCACAAUGUUGGUGGCCCUGGUUUUUCUCCAAUCUUGAUAUGUAUGCUCUCUAUGCCGGUGUCUUGCAAAAUGAUUCCUCAAAGCAGCUCCCAUUUAGGUGGCACUAUUUUAAAUCUGCGACAAGCAACGGAACAGUUACCUUGUGUUGCCAUAGCGCAGCAGCUGAAGCUCAUCUGUCAUUGGAACCUCAGCUGCACCCCCUGCACUGACCAGACCAGCAGAGCGGAACCUAUCUGACAACACAACAUGAUAGAUAUCUUCACAGGGUGGAAAUAAAGUGAUACACAUUCAAAUCACAUACCUCCACAAACACAUACCUCCACUAACACACACUACCAUCUGGACUAGGAGUCUAGGAGAUUGAAGAGGUUUUUGUUGCUUACAUGAUACCCUAUCGUAGAUUAAAAUUACAUCUCUCAUCACUAUAGUGUGUAGAUGAUUUCUUUAUGAGACAUUGUGAGAUGACAAAGUGCCAUUGCAUUUGCUAAGGGACAGAUUUACUAAGAGUUACCUUUUACAGUAUUUUCUAGACCAGAGGUUCUAAAAAAUUAUAGAAAAGGUGUUGGAUAAGAUUGUUAUAACAACAGAUUUGAGUUUAUACCAUUUAUUCCCUUCUGAAAAUAACAAAUGCUAACUUUAACCUGAAUCAGGAACAAUAAGGUCUCUGUGUUGUCUGUUGUGUUGCAGGUCAGAAACAGUAAGGCCAGUGGCUACUGUCUGGACCAGGGAUCAGAGGACGAUGACAAAGCCAUCCUCUACCCCUGUCAUGGGAUGUCCUCACAGGUUAGCAGAUUUCACUCCAAUUCUCUUUGGUAUAUUUACAAAUAAUAUAAAGACUCAUUUUCUUCACUAAAUAGCAGGGUUUGAGCAUUAUUCUUACAUUAUACAGUGUAAUGCCAUGGGAUGACACUCAUCUCAUUAUUGACAGCCAAGCAAAAUAACAUUUCAUUUUGGGGAAAAAGCUCAGAAUUGUGAAUAUAUUCUGCUAAAUGUGGUUUUAAGAAGUCUAGGCACUACAAAGUCCUCCUGGAGUGGAAGUAAUUAAUCAGCUAAUAGCUUUUUGCUUUCUUAUUUGUUUGUUCUAAUAUUCUAAUCCAUGGCCUCUAGAACCCCCUGAAAGUUCCAUUAGAGAAUGUUCACUAGGUGCUGACCUGUGAGUGUCAGGGCAAAAGGGGCUUUGCCACUAUUUUCGUUGUGCACAUGCAGCAAAACAAAGCUCACGCCUGAGAAACAAUCAUGCAAAUAUUAUUCAUGGCUGAUUUUUUCCCCCCUCCAGAUGCGGAGUGACAUGUUUAUUAUCAGUCGCAUGCUGAAUAUAAAUAAAUUGUUGAGCACUGGCUGGCACUUUCCUCCUGCCCUCCUUCUGAGAGAGCUCAGUGCAGUCUAGUAAUGUAAAGCUACAUCAAGUAUUUAAUCCUAACCUCAGGGGAAAUAAACAAAUGGAAAUGAAUUUUAUGCCAUUGUAUCAUUAGAUUACAACGAUGACUGGCACUACGCUACGACACAGGACCCAAUUCCAUUUUUGGAGCCGUUUAGAUUUUACUGAACCUAUCCAAAUACGUAUGAAAAAUGUAAUUGUGCUGAAUAAAUCUUUUUUGCACCUCUUAAAAAUGUGUCUGUUUCCACCAUGCCUCCUGUAAGGAGAUUUAAAACCAGGAGGACAAUGGCACACCUUGUCCAUUUGGGCUAAUCCUAAUAUAGGGCAUGGCAGAGGAUGGAGGUUCCAGGCCCAGGGUCUCCCCACUCAACCUCCCAGCAGGAAUCCCAGCUAUGUAUGGUGUACAUGGAGCACUGGAUGUUGCUCCCUGUUUUCUGUUUGCACCACUUAUGCUAAGAGGCCUCUUAAGUCCCCAGCCAGGGGCUCUGUAGUAGUCAUGGUCUGCAUCCCAAAUCACACCCUUUCCCCUAUAUUGUGCACUACGUUUGACCAGGGCCCAUAGGGAAUAGGGUGCCAUUUGGGACACAACAGGGUGUUUCACAUCACACACUGGUCUCCUGCUGUGGCUCAGCCCCCAUAGGGAGAGGACAUGUCCUGUGUUCUGUCCAGGCUACUGUACUGUACGGUGAGCCUGCCUGCCUGGGCCAUACAUGUAACAUAAGCCUGCAUGGCCCCUCUCACAGUACAGUAAUCUCAGUGGGACAUUGUAGCUCAGUUGGUAGAGCAUGGUGCUUGCAACGCAAGGGUUGUGGAUUCGUUUCCCGCGGGGGGGGGGGGGGGGGGGGGGGGGGGGGGGGGCAGUAUGAAAAAUGUAUGCACUCACUAAUUGUAAGUCGCUCUGGAUAAGAACGUCUGCUAAAUUACUAAAAUGUAAAUUGGAUCACAUUGCAGUGCUGUCGCUCCUUGGUAGAGCGAGGGGCGUAGGGGGGAUUACCGUAGCAGGAGGUCUACCUCUGAAAUACUUCCUCCUAUACAAUAACACACAAACAUCAUUUACUGUGCUCUACCCCUCCUGUGUUAAUGAGCCAAUUGGUGAACACAUGAUUAGCCUGACCCAAAGAGGCUCCCCCCCAAACCUUAUGGCGCCAAGAAAGUAAUCGAGCAUCAGCUUCUAAUAUAAUGCUUUGCAAACAGGUUGAUUGGCUUGGCAGAAUAAUUUCCUUAUGUUGGCUAAUUAUUUUUAAUAGUAAAAUUUUAACUGCAUUAGGAAAUAAAGGCAUCCACUCCGUAACGCUGUCAACACAUUUUAACAGGGAUUAUAUGUCUUUGGCCUGUGCCCAGUUCUCGUUUACACUACUCAUAAAUCAUAUUUUGACGCCAUUUACUACACAUUACACAACCGUAAACACUAGGAUGGAAAAUCCUUUUUAGGUAUUUUGAAGGAAGAAAAACCAAGAGUGAAAUGAAUGAAUUACAAAAUAAAUCACUUAAUCGUUUAAGGUCUAUUAGCCUUGCUGUCAGGCAGGAACCCACUUCCAAACUGAAGUUUGCAGCAGGCAACAUAUAGUUUAAAAAACCUUUCUUGGUAUUUGAAACACUUUCUCUUGGUAUUUCGAUAGAAAUAGUGAAAAGACAAUCAGCCACAGGACCUUAACCAGGCCCAAGGUACUACACUUUUUUAAAAAAUUCUAACCAUAGCCUCCUUCGAACAAGAGUACCUUGAAAAGUCUGGACAAAGACGUGGUGAACCCAUUCCAUAUUUUUCAUAUGUUCCAAAUUGGUGUCUCUUAAUCUUUAUAAGGUUUCUAUGAGUGCAGCCUUCUGCUAAAAGAGCACUCCCAGUCACCUUCAGUCAUAGCUACAGUACAGCCUGUUACCCCCACAUGAGCUGGCUGGUAUAUCGUUUAUCCAGCUCUGAGCAUAUCAACCGGAAGCUAUCAGCAGCCAUUCAUUCAGCUGCAAGGCUAGGCUCACAUAUUGUCCAUCUAAGCCAAGUCAUCAACAGUAUGGGUUCAAAAGCAUUCAGUUACAUUGAUCGACCUCCUCUUGUUCUGGUUCAUACAGUUACGUGUAGCUCCGUUACAAUACCCCCGCUUAGCUGGAUGACUGUGGAACAAUGGAGAAGAGCAGCAUUUCACAGUGUGUGUCAAGUGGGCUAUAUUGAAGACCCCCCUAUCUUUGGCAUCUAAUUUCUGUGAGAGGAUCAGUGUAAUGAAUAAUAGAUGUUAACUCUACUGUAUCCUUAUGUAAAAGAUAUGAGGCACAGACAUACACCAUUUCAUGUACUGGAUUAAACAUCUAGGGAUCAUGUUUGGUUGGGAAAAUCUUUAGCAUUAAUUAACUAUAUACUCUCUAUCUGUAUAUAAUGCCCUAGGAAAGCCACAUAAUAGACUUAGCUCCAAAAAUAUUUAAGAUAAUUGAAGUCUGCAUACGGUUAAUGAAUUUGCUCAUUGGAUGAUGAAAAUACCUUCCGGUGCACUGCAAUAUCUAUGAACUACUUGCCAAUUUUAUUUGCAGCAUUUACUCAAAUGUGCAGUAUUUUGGAUCCAUGCUUAUUUUUGCUACAAUCAAAUGAACUGCCUGAUGUUCAUCUCUGUUUCAGCUUGCCCGUUACUCAACAGAGGGGCUUCUACAGCUAGGACCCCUAGGGUCGACCACCUUUCUGCCUGACACCAAAUGUCUCAUCGACGACGGAAGAGGGCGCACGCCCAGCUUGAAAAAAUGUGACUCUGUUUCGCGGGUUUCCCAGAGGCUGUGGGAUUUUACACAGGUAAAAACAAAAACACAAAUCAAAUAAUUGAUCAAUGUUUCUGAAAAGAGCCUCUGGCUUCUUUGGAAUAACUGAGUCAUGUAAUGCAUACAUAUAGAGACAUUGAGGUAAAAUACAUUGUUAUUUAUAAUAGGAUGAGCCAUGUGUUAAAUGUUAGAUUAAAUGUGGUUGCUGCUGGUAAAGGUCCCUCCAUUGCAGAAGACUAUGCAAAAUCCCACUGAGUCAUAGCAAAACACAUUUCCCACAUUAAUUCAGUGCAUUCGCAUUCACAACUGGCUCAUGGCCGAAGGAAUAGAAGGAUAAUAACAAUGUGGAUUCUACUCUGAAGUGUUCCUGUACUGAGUAUAAUAACACUAUUUGAACCAUAAUAUCUACCAUCAGGAUUAUGGAGAGUGAUUUGAGGUUACGCAAAGUUAUUUGGAAGAAUGUGUUCUUUUUCAAUCUCAGUGUUUCUGAUAUGAUCUUUUCCCAUCUUGUUUUACAGAAUGGUCCAAUCAUCAGCAGGGACACUGGACGGUGCCUGGAGGUGGAGAUGUCCAAAGAUGCCAACUUCGGCCUUCGACUGGUGGUGCAGAGGUGUUCUGGUCAAAAGUGGAUGAUACGGAACUGGAUAAAGCAUCCGAGGCAUUGAGGCAAGACAUUAUCUCUGAGAAAAUAAUACCAUUUCAGUCUUGGAGGGCAAACCCAUGGACAGACAGUCAGAGAGCAUUCCAUAUGAGAUAGCUAUAGGCCCUUCGACUGAUGAGAUGAGUAGUUCACAGUGUGUGGACUCUUCUAUGGACUGUGUGCACUGUGCCCUCCCCUUAGGGCAAAGAGCUUUCAACUGCUGAAUAUAUGUUUUCAGCUGAGCUGGGGGUCAAACAUGGAGAGCAUACCAUAGGCCUACAGCGAGCUAUACAGUACUGUUUGAAAUGCUCUACAUUUUUACAGAACAUCCACCUAUGUACAAAAAUAAUAAUAAGACACUGGAAUGCAACUCCCAAGGGGGUUCAACACUGACAAUGACAAGCAAUGUGUUUUUGGUAUAAAGCCAAUCCCAGGAAUCUUUGCAGAUCAAAAGAUGAAAUUGCUUAUCAGUCACCAUAUCAACAUAUAAUUACUUCAGGCUAUCAUUUGGAGAAUUGCUUUGGACAUUUCACUAUCCUGUUAAGAGAUUUAAUAUGCUUCAAAAAGCUGUUCGUCCUCCUGAUGAACUGAUCAGGAUGCAAAGCAACUACUGUUCUCACAAAUACAAAAGGAUAUUAUUUUCUCUUUUUCUUUUUGACUGUAUUGCUCGCCACUGAUUAUCAGAGCAAUAACGUGCCUUUUUCCAUCCUUAUGCUUCAUCUGACCAGGGAAUGUCAAUUCCACAAGCAUGUACAAAUGAGUUUAAAGUAAUUAAUAUAUAAACCAAUGUAAAGAUGUCUAAAUAAUAGUAAUAUAUUGUAAAAUUCAAAUUGGUAUUAGUCCUCCAAGAACAGUUAGGAUAAUAAAAUGUUUUUAUGAUGACCCAGGAGUAUAUUUUGUAAAACUGGAUUCAUUCAAGAAUUCUAGAUUUUAAACCAUUGUUCACAGAGCCAGGUAGUGUACAUAUUGGAACAUUUCAAGAUUUCUAAAGAUGUUCCUUACCCACAAUGCUGUUCACUGCAUGUUACAUGGAAGCCAGGGCCUAUUUUUACAGAUGUAAAGACAGAUGCUGGUGGUUGUUUGACAGCAAAAGCACAAUUACCUGCCUUUGUUGUGUUUCCACUUACAGCCUCCUACUGGAUUCUGGCCUCACAGCUCUCUAAUCGUUAAAAUCCACCCACAGGAUAACAGGUCUUCACAAAGUACUGAAAGCGUUCCAAUUUAUUACGCUCAGCAAGAAACUCUUUCCCCACUGUAUUUUCUGAUGCCCGGACAACUUUGAAGAUAAAUAAUUUUC
Coregonus sp. 'balchen' is the source of this 15687-nucleotide messenger RNA. Lineage: Eukaryota; Metazoa; Chordata; Actinopteri; Salmoniformes; Salmonidae. The record is from the annotation of a GenBank genome assembly.